This is a messenger RNA of Caenorhabditis briggsae, 615 nucleotides long. The transcript has 8 exons. Bases 1 to 615 code for a protein of 204 amino acids. NCBI's taxonomy places the organism in Eukaryota, Metazoa, Nematoda, Chromadorea, Rhabditida, Rhabditidae. The record is from RefSeq and is a predicted model, not a curated record.
AUGCUGUCGAAUGUUGACUUCUCAAGAUGUCCCACUUGUUUGGAGGAUUAUGAUGAUAACUCUCAUCGUCCGUGUGUCGGAUUUUGUGGUCACUCAAUUUGCUUGAAGUGCCAAACUAAACUUGUAAACUGUCCUCUAUGCAAACGCAAAAACUCAUUCUUUGGCACAGUUAUCAACUAUCAAUUACUCGACUCAUGUCUUGCCAUCCGUCAGCUACUAAACGAAAGUCCAAAGAGCCCAACUGCUGGUGCCAAGUCACCAAACCGCAUCAGAGCUCCAAGCCAAAAACGGAUGACAGAAACUCCGAAUAUAUCGCAACAGGUUGUGAACGCAACGCGUAGAAGUCGAAGGACCGCUUUGGAGACAACUGUUGACAAAACCCAGCAAAGAGAAAUUGAGAACAAUUGGAUUUCACAGCACAUUCCAGCCCCAGAGUCUCGCCGACGAGACCGAUCAUUGAGACGACUUUCAGAGAGAAUGGUUGGUCCUGAUAACAUUCCAGCCGUGUGCUACAGAACCAUCUAUACAAUUCCGCCUCCCGAGAACUUUGCCGCCCAGGGAAUUCCGUCCGCCUUCAACCGAAUGUUCUUCGGGCGUUCAUGUUUUGAGAUUUGA